AUGGCUAUCAGCCCGGCUCUGGACUCCCGAACUCCGACUCGCCUGGAGGCCCGGUUAGAUUGUUCCGGUGCUGAUAGUGAUUUGGAUCAAUGCAAAAAACCAAUGGGCUCAAGCUCUUUGACGAUUGUCAUCACACUCGGUGUCCUUAUCCCCCUCGUGGUUGCAUUUUUUGUUCUGAUCUAUUUGCAUCGCCGGACAACUAAGAGGCAUAAGUUGGAGGAUGAGGCCGAGAAGUACAAGUCCUUGGAUUUUGGACUUGAAGAACAUAAGACGAAGGGUGGCAAGCGAAAGAGUGGAUUGAAGGAGACCAAGCUUGGCCACAAGGGACAACUAUCGAUGGACGACAUGAACCUGUCGAGUCCGUACCUGCUGCCUCCAGGACUUCAAACGUCGCGGGAAUCGCUACACUCUCUGGCACGAACGCUGCACCAGAACGAGGACCCCUACCGCCAUGUCAAGUACGCCGAUAGCGAAGUGGGAUCCCUCCGAUCCUUCAACAAGGGAGUUGACGGCUCAUCCGUGUACACGGGUAAGACCUACACGGGAAGCGACCGCGACUCGUCCCAUUCCCGAUCGAUCCCGCCUCCCCGACAGGGCUCUCUGCCGUCCACCCGCCAAAACUCUCUUCCGUCCUCGCCUCUUGCCUCAGUUCCUCCCGCGGCUCUCCAUGCUGAGAAGCCAGAUGCUAUCCAUCCCCUGGCAUCGUCAACAAACAACGAAGUCCAGUUCCACGAGGGCAACGCCAUUACGCCUCAGGUUGCUAGGGUGUCAUACACGGACGAACCCUUGGAAAUGCCUGCGAUGCCCCAGGAACCAGCACCAGUAGCCCAAAAGGUGGGACCCAGAGGUCUGCCCAACCACCCCCGACCAGCUGCGAAUGAGCCCACAAUGGCACGCGAUAGAGACUCUUCGGUCCUCCCGUCAGUUGCACCACAAGGUCUCGGCAUCUCGGACAAUCCUCAAGCACCACCCACCGAGGCAUUGCCCGCUAACCCCAAACCUGCCGGACCAAAUGCGUCACGUGUGGUUUCUGACGCCCCUUCGGAAUAUGAGGACUACGCAAAACACUUUCAGGCCGAGGCCGAUGACCACGAGCCCCGUGGCCGCCAGAUGGACAGACAGGCAGGCGACAUGGGGCCUCAAGCGGCUGGACUAGGAGUACCGCAGCAAAACAAUAAGCGGCUCUCGGUGGGUUUCCGACCUCUGCCCCCUGACGAGUACCUCGAGUCGGAGGAUCCCGAAUUCCGUGCCAACAGGAUUCGAUCUUUCUACAAGGAGUACUUUGAUGGUGGCGAUGAGCCACGACCGCCCAUGCCCCAACCUCAGAACGCCCAGUACUAUGAGGACUACGAUGCUGGCUACCUGGGAGACGCGACCUUCUUCGACCCAGACUCUAAUGCCUUCGUCAUGCCGUAUGCUGAGCCCGUCACCCGCCGUGCUAUGACUCCGCCGCCCAAGAGCAGACGACCCAUGCCACCACGACCGAGAGGACCUGGAGGACCUGGAGGACCUGGUGGACCUGGUGGACAAGGCGGGCCUCGUGGACCCCAUGGCUCAUUCGGCCCAGGUGCACCUGGAGGCCAAUAUGGCCGACCGCGCGCCGGUUCCGCCAUGUCAGCCGGUCGGUUCGGCCCCAUGAGCCCUCGUCCGAACUCUUCUGCUUCCGCACGCAUGGGCGCGCCCGGAAAACCACGCAAGCCUAUGCCCCCACCCGCCCCCUUGAGCACUCUGCCUACACCCUCCAAGCUCCGCGAUGAUUCGUUCGCCCUGUUGGGAGCUGUUGAGUUCGCACCUCCUCCUACCUUCAAAGACCACGCAGCAGGCCGCUCUCAGAGCCCCGUCGGCGAGCGUCGUCCCUACGCCAUGAAUGUCCCCGCGGCCUCGCCCCUGGUGAGCGCCUUUGAGGAGAUUGCCACACUACCUAGCCCCCAUUUGUUGCGCAAAUCUGCCACCUUCACAGGCCUCGACUUUGCUCCUCCACGUCGGUUCAAGGACCCCGACUCCAUGAGCGACGCAGGCAGUAUUCGCAGCAUGGGAAGCGGCAUCUCGUCCCGCAACCUUGGCGCCAUCCGCAACGGUGCCGGCCGCGUCAGCCGUCUCCCUGGCGACGAGGUCUUCACCAGCGCUCAGGAAGUCGACGUCCUGAAGCCGCAGUGGGGCAUGCGUGCUUAA
Molecule: messenger RNA, 2172 nt
Organism: Pseudomassariella vexata
Lineage: Eukaryota; Fungi; Ascomycota; Sordariomycetes; Amphisphaeriales; Pseudomassariaceae
Exons: 3
Coding region: 1-2172 (723 amino acids)
Source: RefSeq, a predicted model, not a curated record